AUCGGCUAUGAAGUUACAGAUAUGGCAACACCGCUCCCGGAGACCGCGGAGUCUUCUUGAGACCGGCGAGCUUAAGCCACCGACGACAUGUCGCUCAGCUGGUCCGCGAAAGACCACAAAAACAUGAGUCAACCCGCCGCCGCCGGACAGAAGCGAUCGCGCAACGACGCCGGGAACAAAGUGACGGUGGUGCUCGGUGCGCAGUGGGGAGACGAGGGCAAAGGGAAAGUCGUCGAUCUGUUGGCGACCGAAGCCGACGUUGUCUGCAGAUGUCAGGGGGGCAACAACGCAGGGCACACGGUGGUCGUGGACGGCAAGGAGUACGACUUCCACCUUCUGCCCAGUGGAAUCAUCAACUCCAAAAGCACCUCCCUCAUUGGCAAUGGGGUGGUCAUACAUCUACCUGGCCUGUUUGAGGAGGGCGAUAAAAAUGAAAAGAAAGGUCUGAAAGGCUGGGAGAAGAGAUUGAUUGUAUCAGACAGAGCUCACCUGGUGUUUGAUUUCCACCAGGUUGUCGACGGUUUGCAGGAGACUGAAAGGCAAGCACAAGAAGGAAAGAACAUUGGAACCACCAAGAAGGGCAUCGGACCGGCAUACUCCAGCAAAGCGUCUCGCACCGGCCUCCGUGUGUGUGACCUCCUGGCGGACUUUAAGGACUUCUCCAUGAGAUUCAAGAACCUCGUCCGCCAGCAUCAGUCCAUGUACCCAACCUUGACCGUUGACGUUGAGGACCAAUUGAAAAAACUCAAGGAAUACUCUGAGAGACUGCGGCCAAUGGUGAGAGACGGCGUCUACUACAUGUACGAAGCUCUUCAUGGAUCCCCAAAGAAAAUCUUGGUGGAAGGGGCCAAUGCUGCUCUGCUUGAUAUUGACUUUGGCACAUAUCCUUUCGUGACGUCAUCAAACUGCACCGUGGGCGGGGCAUGCACUGGUCUUGGCAUCCCACCGCUGAACAUCGGCGAUGUUUUUGGUGUAUCAAAGGCCUACACUACCAGAGUGGGAAUCGGAGCCUUCCCCACAGAACAACUCAAUGCAGUGGGAGAGCUGCUGCAGACGAGGGGUCACGAGGUGGGCGUGACCACAGGAAGGAAGCGGCGCUGCGGAUGGUUGGAUCUCGUCAUCUUGAGAUACGCUCACAUGAUUAACGGCUUCACCGGCAUCGCUUUGACAAAACUUGACAUUCUGGAUGUGAUGGAUGAAAUAAAAGUGGGGGUCGCCUACAAAGUCAAUGGAAAAAGAAUUCCCCAUUUCCCAGCCAACAUGGACGUUUUGCACAAAGUGGAGGUUGAGUACGAGAGCUUUCCUGGUUGGAAGACGGACACCUCUGCAGCCAGGAAGUGGAACGACCUCCCAGCCAAGGCACAAAACUACAUCCACUUCAUCGAGAACCACAUUGGAGUUCCCAUCAAGUGGAUUGGUGUUGGAAAGUCCAGGGAGUGCAUGAUCCAGAUGUUCUAAAGAGGAACGUGUAUCUUCUCCUUGAUAGGAGCACAGAGGAUGUGGCAUAUCUGAUCCCUGUUAGCUGUACCUCAAUAAAAAAAACAUCUAUGUCACCUUUGA
Molecule: messenger RNA, 1560 nt
Organism: Gasterosteus aculeatus aculeatus (three-spined stickleback)
Lineage: Eukaryota; Metazoa; Chordata; Actinopteri; Perciformes; Gasterosteidae
Gene: adss1
Product: adenylosuccinate synthase 1
Biological process (GO): IMP metabolic process; 'de novo' AMP biosynthetic process
Cellular component (GO): cytoplasm
Molecular function (GO): GTP binding; adenylosuccinate synthase activity
Source: RefSeq, a predicted model, not a curated record